Messenger RNA from Malassezia globosa CBS 7966, 1758 nucleotides. RefSeq lists its product as uncharacterized. Lineage: Eukaryota; Fungi; Basidiomycota; Malasseziomycetes; Malasseziales; Malasseziaceae. The record is from RefSeq and is a predicted model, not a curated record. Gene Ontology annotation, molecular function: glutathione gamma-glutamate hydrolase. Gene Ontology annotation, cellular component: plasma membrane. Bases 1 to 1758 code for a protein of 585 amino acids. The transcript has a single exon. Gene Ontology annotation, biological process: glutathione catabolic process.
AUGCGAGUGCCGAGUGUGUAUGAUAGGCCUGGUGAUGAUGUGCCCGUCUACAUGCGCGCCGAGUCCCAGGGAUACGAGCCAUACUAUAAUACAACUGGCUCACACGGCGCCGUGUCAAGUGAGCUUGACAUUUGCUCAAACGUAGGUGUCUAUCUCUUAUCGAAGGGAGGCUCCGCAGCUGAUGCCGCAAUCGGAACUGCAAGCUGCAUCGGUGCCGUGGACACCUUUCAUUCAGGCAUUGGAGGUGGCGGGUUCGCCCUGGUUAAGACGCAGGGGAACGACCCAGUUGUAUUAGACUAUCGCGAAAAAGCACCUCGAGCGGCUCAUCGAGACAUGUUUGUGGGCCUGCCGCAGAACGCAUCGCUGUACGGUGGACUGGCCGUCGCUGUGCCAGGCGAAGUGCGUGGCUGGGAACAGCUGCACAAAAUGUACGGCCGCCUACCGUGGUCUGAACUACUGGAGCCAGUCAUCACCAUAACAAGACAUGGAUUCAAGAUACCAACGCAACUGUAUGAUCGUCUCGACACCGCGAAAGACAUUCUGUGCAACACGCGACGGCUUGCACCGGUGUAUUGUCCAGAUGGACGCCUCGUGCAAGCUGGCGAACAUAUCCGACUCGAGGCAUUGAGCCGAACAUACGAACAGAUUGCUCAGUACGGACCAAAUGCAUUCUAUGGGGGCGACAUCGCGAGGCGAACAGUUGCAGCCGUGCGCGAGGCCGGUGGGAUUAUGACGAUGGACGACCUGCGCGACUUUCGUGUGCUGAUUCGUGAGGCGCGCUCCAUCACAUAUCGAGACCAGUAUCGGGUGUGGUCAUCGCCGAUGCCGAGCUCUGGGAGCGUCGUACUCGCGGCGCUUAAGACAAUGGAGCACUUUGCUGAUGAGCCUUAUGCGCCAGAACACGUGCUCCAUACACACCGACUCAUUGAAGCGACCAAGUACGCAUACGGUGAGCGAGGACAACUCGGCGACCCGGCGUUUGUUCGGCAUGUGCCUGCCAUGGAAGAUCGCAUGGUAUCGGAUGCACGUGCGGCAUGGCGACGACGAAAUAUCCGUGACUCGCAUGUGCAACCAAUCGAUGCGUAUGAUCCACAACACCUCUACAUGGCGGAAGAUCGUGGUACAUCCCACUUUAAUGUAAUCGACGCACAAGGCAUGUCGAUUGCCUUGACAACGACGAUCAAUGGCAUAUGGGGCAGCGAUGUCCUCACAGAAGAUGGGAUCUUGUUGAACAACGACAUGGAUGACUUUGCAUCGCCGGAUCGGUCGAACCAGUUUGGUUAUGCACCAGCAGAAGCCAAUUUUAUCGAGCCUGGAAAACGGCCGCUAUCGUCCAUGUCACCGCUCAUCGUGGAGAACUUGCGUACAGGCGACUUGGAGCUGUUGAUGGGCUCGGCAGGUGGCUCGCGCAUCAUUACAGCCAACCUUCAACUUGUGUAUGCAUUUCUUUCCCACCAUGGCCAAAAGCGGAUCGAUCACUUUAUCGCGCGACCGCGGUGGCAUGAUCAGUUGGUACCGCCGAUUACCAUGUUUGAGUAUGCAGUGCCGGCGACGAUGAUACCCAACUUUGUCGGCUAUAACAAUGCCACCAUCGCGGAGCUAGCAGCAAAAGGACACGAGCCUGUGUAUUAUGCACCCGGUUUUUCCAAUGCACAGGCGAUCCAGUGCAUGCAUCGCGACGGCAGAACAGAUGGCCAACCAUGGCUGUUGGCAGCUACCGAGAUUCGACAGCGAGAAGCGCGUGGUGCGGCGAUCUAA